Messenger RNA from Cucumis melo (muskmelon), 463 nucleotides. Its product is annotated as pathogenesis-related protein PR-4-like. Bases 35 to 463 code for a protein of 142 amino acids. The transcript is spliced from 2 exons. Gene Ontology annotation, biological process: defense response to fungus; defense response to bacterium. Lineage: Eukaryota; Viridiplantae; Streptophyta; Magnoliopsida; Cucurbitales; Cucurbitaceae. Gene Ontology annotation, molecular function: RNA nuclease activity. The record is from RefSeq and is a predicted model, not a curated record.
AGAGAGUUAUUAGAGAGAAUUAAGAAAGUCAAGAAUGGAGAAAGAAAGUAUUGUGAUGAUAUUGUUGUUGGCUUUGGGGGUUUUGAGCUUAGCAAAUGCUCAAAGUGCCACAAAUGUAACAGCUACUUAUCAUUUGUACAACCCACAAAUCAUCAAUUGGGACUACACUAAGGCAAAUGUUUAUUGUGCAACAUGGGAUGCUAACAAGCCUUUGGAGUGGCGAAGUCGGUACGGUUGGACUGCUUUCUGCGGCCCUGUCGGUCCUCAUGGCCAAGCUUCUUGUGGACGUUGUACGAAGGUGACUAACGCUGAAACGAAAGCUUCAACAAUAGUGAGAAUUAUUGAUCAAUGCUCCAACGGAGGGUUUGACUUGGAUGUAGGUGUAUUUAUGAGACUUGACACUGAUGGAAUAGGAUCCACGAAUGGGUUUAUUAUGGUCAACUAUGAGUUUGUCGAUUGCUAA